Molecule: messenger RNA, 1323 nt
Organism: Macadamia integrifolia
Lineage: Eukaryota; Viridiplantae; Streptophyta; Magnoliopsida; Proteales; Proteaceae
Product: purine permease 1-like
Exons: 2
Coding region: 17-1132 (371 amino acids)
Cellular component (GO): membrane
Molecular function (GO): purine nucleoside transmembrane transporter activity
Source: RefSeq, a predicted model, not a curated record
ACAAACAUCUAUUGAGAUGGAGAAUCCAGAAGUUGGUGGGCAAUGCCAUGAUGAAGUGGUUAACAAAGAAGAUUCAUCAAUUAAGAUGAUGAGCAAAGGGUUGAAGAGAUCACUUCUUAUUCUAAAUAUCACUCUUUUGAUCCUUGGUGAAGCUGGUGGUCCUUUGAUGAUGAGGCUUUACUACCUUCAUGGUGGCAAGAGAAUUUGGUUAUCAAGUUGGCUUGAAACAGGUGGUUGGCCGGCCAUGUUAAUACCUCUUUCAAUCUCAUACUUUUAUCGUCGCCGCCGUGGUAAAGCCGCCGGUAACGGCGGAAAUACAAAGCUGUUCUUCAUGAAACCAGGUCUUUUUUCUGCUUGCAGCUUUCUAGGCCUCCUCACUGGCUUGGUUGAUUAUAUGUAUGCCUUUGGUGUUUCCCGGCUGCCGGUAUCCACCUCUGCUCUAAUUUAUUCCACUCAAAUAGCGUUCACGGCGGUCUUCUCAUUCAUAUUAGUUAAGCAAAAGUUGACAUCUUAUUCAAUAAACUCUGUUGUUCUAUUAAUCAUUGGAGCUGUAGUUCUUGGGGUUCAUGCUGGAGGUGAUAGAAGAGCUGAUGAGUCUAACAAUCAGUAUUACUUGGGUUUCUUUAUGAUGAUUGCAGCUUCUUUGUUAUAUGGAUUUGUGUUACCAUUGAUAGAACUAACUUACAAGAGAGCUAAGCAGACUAUAACAUACUCUCUAGUCAUGGAGAUGCAGAUGGUUAUGUCUAUUUUUGCAACAGCUUUCUGCAGCAUAGGGAUGAUACUGAACAAUGACUUUAAGGUUAUUGAAAGAGAGUCAAGAGAAUUUGAGCUCAGGCCAGAAGGAGUUUAUUACACCAUAUUGGCAUUUAAUGCAAUUGUUUGGCAAUUCUUCUUCUUGGGAGCAGUAGGAGUUAUAUUCUAUGGGUCCUCAUUACUUGCUGGGAUUAUAAUUGCAUCUCUCCUUCCAGUGACAGAGAUCUUAGCUGUUGUAUUGUAUCAUGAAAAGUUCAAAGUUGAGAAGGGGAUUUCACUUGCUUUAUGCCUUUGGGGUUUCACUUCUUACUUUUAUGGUGAGCACAAACAAAGCAAGAAAACUGUAGAAUUAAGGGAUGACCCUUCUGAUAUGAUAUAGAAAGUCUACUGAAACAAUAAUUUAACCAUAUGAGUUUCAGUAUAUUUGUCCCUCCCAGACCUUAUAGUAGUAGGAGCCUUGUGCAUUAGAUUGUUCUUUAUAAGUUUCAGUACAUUUUGUCUUACAUUGUUAUUUUGGUUCAUUAAGUCAGAUUCAAAUCCAUGGUUUAUGAAUCAAGGAUUUUUUUCAAA